This is a messenger RNA of Sorex fumeus (smoky shrew), 177 nucleotides long. RefSeq names its product keratin-associated protein 19-3-like. NCBI's taxonomy places the organism in Eukaryota, Metazoa, Chordata, Mammalia, Eulipotyphla, Soricidae. The record is from RefSeq and is a predicted model, not a curated record. Bases 1 to 177 code for a protein of 58 amino acids. The transcript has 2 exons.
AUGUGCUACUACGGCAGCUACUACGGAGGCCUGGGCUACGGCUAUGGAGGCUUCGGUGGUCUAGGCUAUGGCUCUGGAAUUGGAGGCUAUGGCUAUCGCUCUGGCUUUGGAGGCUGGGGAUGUGGCUGCUACCGCCCAACUUGCUGUGGAGGAUACGGAUACUCUGGGUUCUACUAA